AUGGCCAAGAAAGUCAAGUCGCGCACUAUCACCGUGCGUCUCAUCUCCAUGGCCAUGACCGGUUUCUAUCGCACGAUGAUCCGUCCCCGUACGCACCGUCCGCUCAGCAUGCUCAAGUACGACCCCGUCGUGAAGAAGAAGGUCCUGUUUUUGGAGGCUACAAAGGGUGGACGGAAUAAAUAA
This is a messenger RNA of Aspergillus vadensis CBS 113365, 183 nucleotides long. RefSeq names its product mitochondrial 54S ribosomal protein bL33m. NCBI's taxonomy places the organism in Eukaryota, Fungi, Ascomycota, Eurotiomycetes, Eurotiales, Aspergillaceae. The transcript is spliced from 2 exons. Gene Ontology annotation, biological process: translation. Gene Ontology annotation, molecular function: structural constituent of ribosome. Gene Ontology annotation, cellular component: ribosome; mitochondrion. The record is from RefSeq and is a predicted model, not a curated record. Bases 1 to 183 code for a protein of 60 amino acids.